Cadophora gregata is the source of this 540-nucleotide messenger RNA. RefSeq lists its product as uncharacterized. The record is from RefSeq and is a predicted model, not a curated record. Bases 1 to 540 code for a protein of 179 amino acids. Gene Ontology annotation, molecular function: monooxygenase activity; iron ion binding; heme binding. NCBI's taxonomy places the organism in Eukaryota, Fungi, Ascomycota, Leotiomycetes, Helotiales, Ploettnerulaceae. The transcript has a single exon.
AUGUCGUCGCACGUCUUCCUCGGGAAUGAGGGCGCCCGCAACAAGGCCUGGCUCAAGAUCACAAUGGAUUACACCACGAAUGCCUACAUUGCAGCAAUGCUUCUCCGUAUGUGGCCAGAAACCCUCCGACCUUUCGUUCACUGGGUUUUGCCACAGUGUCGCACACUUAGGAAGCAAGUCGCCAAUGCACGGCAAAUAGUCACCGACAUCAUCGAUAAACGACGACAGGGAAAGGCGACCGCGGAAGCUGAAGGUCGCCUUGAACCCGUGUUGAACGAUGUGAUUGAGUGGUUUGCACAGGACGAGAAGGAAGAGGGCAGCGAUUACGACCCAGUGAUCGGACAGCUCAUCCUUAUGCAAGCAGCGAUUCACACAACAACCGAUCUCCUCACACAGACGCUGUUGGACAUAGCCUUAAAUCCGGAUAUCACCGAUACUUUACGAAGGGAAGUCGCCGAAUCGGUAUGCCAACACGGCUGGUCAAAGUCUUCACUCGCCGAAAUGCGUCUCGUUGACGCCACCAUCAAAGAAAGCCAAUAG